This is a messenger RNA of Nannospalax galili (Upper Galilee mountains blind mole rat), 1319 nucleotides long. RefSeq names its product C-X9-C motif containing 1 (gene Cmc1). The transcript is spliced from 4 exons. The record is from RefSeq and is a predicted model, not a curated record. Gene Ontology annotation, cellular component: mitochondrion. Bases 123 to 443 code for a protein of 106 amino acids. Lineage: Eukaryota; Metazoa; Chordata; Mammalia; Rodentia; Spalacidae.
GAAGAGAGGGAAAGGGGCGUGGCCUGGCCGGCUGCGCGCGCAGCGGAGCUUAGGCUCCUCCUACCCGACCCUGGCCUCGCCCGGCAGCGCCGGAGUGGCUUCCUCCUUCUCUGCCCGCCGAGAUGGCGCUGGACCCCGCAGAGCAGCAUCUGAGACAUGUUGAAAAAGAUGUUCUGAUCCCAAAAAUAAUGAGAGAAAAGGCCAGAGAGAGGUGUUCUGAACAAGUUGAAGAUUUUACCAAAUGCUGCAAAGAUUCUGGAAUCCUUAUGGUAAUAAAAUGUCGGAAAGAAAAUUCUGCAUUGAAAGGAUGUCUAACUGCUUACUAUAAUGAUCCAGCCUUUUAUGAAGAAUGCAAACUGGAGUAUCUCAAGGAAAGGGAAGAAUUUAGAAAAACCGGAAUUCCAGCCAAGAAAAGGCUACAGAAACUGCCCACGAGCAUGUAGGCGAACAUUCAAAUGAGCCAGGAACUUGUAUUUAUGGAAGCCAUUUAUAAAAUAAAUCACCAGAAAUAAUGGACUGAAAUAACAUUUCCUUUUCCUAAUUAUGAACAUUUUGAUUUUUUUAUUAAAAAUCUUUAUUUCUGAAUUCUGGUUUAUUAAACACAGGAGUGAAAACUAAAUGAGCUGUUUUCCUGGUCUUUUUUUUUUUUUUUUUUUUUUUUAAAGAAGUCCUCCCAUACUUUAAUUGCAGUAACAGUGCUAAUGAUUUUCAUAUGGAUUAUGAGCAGGCUAGCUUUAGCUCAUCAUGGGGUAAAAGUAUUAAAGGAAAGAAUGAACCUUCAGCAGUGUUAAUGAUAACUAGGAUGUUCAGCACAGAAACAGAACCAGAAUCCUUUCAAGCUCUACCACUCACUAUAUAACUACACCUCUGGGAAAAUAGGUCUCACAGUUAUUGAGGACUUAACUGGAUAUUGCAGGUAUAUGGAGUGUGUAAGACAGGGCUUCAGAUUUGGCAAGAGCUUAUUUGGUAGUUACUAUUAGUAGUAUAGUAGGGUUAUUUGAAAACACAGAUGAGAUUAAGUUAAUUUUAAACUUUUGAUGGAAAAUUUCUUGUAAUCACUUGUUUCUUGACCUUUCAAACUUGGCUACUGAUAUUGUAUAAUCCUUGAUUUGUAUAAUCCUUGAUUUUAAUAAGUCCUAUCUUUGCUAAAUAUGAACUUGCAUUUUGUAAUAUUGUGGAUUUAGGAGGUACUAUACAAGUUUCUGCUAAAUGCAAUGAUUUAGGUCUAGCCUGUGUUUUGUAUUAAAAGUUGUUCUCUGAGCAAGAUUUAACUGUGACCACAAUGCUCUUAAAAAUAAAAAAACAUUUUUAAAGAGUGU